Centruroides sculpturatus (bark scorpion) is the source of this 1914-nucleotide messenger RNA. It is a transcript of the gene Vkor, whose product is annotated as vitamin K epoxide reductase complex subunit 1-like protein 1. Gene Ontology annotation, molecular function: vitamin-K-epoxide reductase (warfarin-sensitive) activity. The transcript is spliced from 3 exons. Gene Ontology annotation, biological process: peptidyl-glutamic acid carboxylation; vitamin K metabolic process. The record is from RefSeq and is a predicted model, not a curated record. Lineage: Eukaryota; Metazoa; Arthropoda; Arachnida; Scorpiones; Buthidae. Bases 35 to 529 code for a protein of 164 amino acids.
ACACUUAUUAACCCGCAGAUUCAAAACAACCAAGAUGGACGACGAUCGUGUGAUGUAUUAUCGAAUGCUAUCGAUAACUGUAUGCUUAAUAGGUUUAGUUCUGUCUUUCUAUGCCUACCACGUGGAAACUAAGAAGGAAAAAGACAAGAAAUAUCGAGCUAUGUGUGAUAUCAGCGGACAUAUGAGUUGUUCUGCUGUAUUCAAUUCUAGAUAUGGUAAAGGAUUCGGCAUUUUGGGUAGCCUUUUCGGUGAGAAGUCUAUUCUUAAUCAACCAAACAGUAUUUAUGGAAUUAUAUUUUAUACUCUUCAAUUGAUUCUAGGUGAAAUUAACCAACCUUAUGCAGCACGCUUGUACUUAGGAUUUGCCAUCAUUUCUAUUGUCGGUUCUGUAUAUUUAGCUUAUAUACUAGCCUUUAUUUUACAUGACUUCUGUGUGGUGUGCGUCGCAACUUAUGUUCUUAAUGCCGCUCUUUUAUUCUGUUCGCUUCAUAAAUUCUGGCAUCUAGAAGGAAAAUUUAAAGCUGAAUAAAUUGUUGAGUAUCGACAAAAUCAAUUGUGAAUGUUAUUGUUAUAUUAGCAAAUUUUCAACAAUGUUAAGUAUGAAUUCCGAAAUGUGCAUUACAUAAUUAACUUUUAUCCUUUGUUUGAUCCACUUUAUCUGUGUUUUUUUAUUUUUUUUUAUUUUUAAUCAUUCCAUAUCAGCGUAAGGUUUCAAAGAAAAUUUAAUUAAGAAUAAAGAACAUUGACAUAGCCAAGUUAAAUUGGAUUUCAGUUUGUAUUAAUUAUUAUUAUAUGUAAUUUUUUUUUUAUAAUUCAAAGAAAAAAAGUAACUUUCUUAAUUAUGUCACUUCUACUACAAAUGUUUUGAUCUAAAUAAAUUUCUUUUUUUUGCAACAUUUUAAAUAUAUUAAUUCCAAAUAGAUAAUUAGUAAUUGUAUGAAAUAAUUAUGUAUUAAUUAAACCUGUUAAGCAUAAUUGUGAUAUGCUUUUUAAAAGAAGAAAAAUUCUGCAAAUAUACAUUCUGAAAUAUGAAAGUGUUGUUAUUUUUUUAAAAAGAAAUAUAUUAUUGUUAGCUGAUGUUUUCACGAGUGUGUGAUAUUUUAUUUAGUAACAUAACACCUGAAUUUAUUAUGUUAUAUUUUGAAUAAUUGGAAGCAUUUUGCAAUGUUGUUAAAGUGGGAAAUACAGCUUAAGGCACCUAUUACUUAUAAAGAGGACAAAUUUAACAUAUUGUUUUAAGCCUACUAUAGAUAACUAGUCUGGAAAUUCUUUCCUAUGUAAGUUAUAUUUUAUGAAGAUUCGAGUAAGUCCUUUUUAUAGAUCGAUUCCUGCAAUGAUUUGCACGAAUUGCACAAUGUUAAAUUAAUCCGGAGAGUAGUGUAGAAGAGUUUAUAAUCAAAAACACCAAUGUUUUCAUCAUCACGUGUUUAUAAAUGAAUCAAACAGAUUAGCAAUUAUUAUAAAAUGAGGUUUAAUGUUUAAAAUUUGAAAUUAUGACACUCAAAGCCUCAGGAAAUAUGCCAUUUCAGGACAGUGCCUCUAUUAAAUAUAAUUGUAUACUGUAUUUUCUCAUUGUUUAUAAUAUAUACAGGGAAUUUAUAUACAAGUUUUUUUUUUUUUUUAAAUCGAAAAGAAUUAUAUUUUCAGUUUAUAAAUAAUGUGUACAUUACAUGCAUAUUUUAAUUAAAUAAAGAUAUGUGAAAGGCAUAUUUGUAAUAUUUAUUAGCAAAUUGACCAAUCUCCAUCAUUAUUUAAGCCUUACACUCGCAUUUCUGAAAGUUCUUUUGCAACGUACAACAUCCAGUCAACUUGUCAGGAACCUAAUUUAACGCAAUUUAUUGGCAAUAUAUAUAUGCAGGUGUUGAAGAGGUCAGUUUUUUUUUUCUGUUUAAUAAAAUUUUAUUUUUCAAUAUA